Boleophthalmus pectinirostris (great blue-spotted mudskipper) is the source of this 1816-nucleotide messenger RNA. Its product is annotated as transcription factor Jun-like. The coding region runs from base 329 to 1279 and encodes 316 amino acids. The record is from RefSeq and is a predicted model, not a curated record. Gene Ontology annotation, biological process: regulation of cell cycle; regulation of transcription by RNA polymerase II; regulation of cell population proliferation. Lineage: Eukaryota; Metazoa; Chordata; Actinopteri; Gobiiformes; Gobiidae. Gene Ontology annotation, cellular component: transcription regulator complex. Gene Ontology annotation, molecular function: transcription factor binding; RNA polymerase II cis-regulatory region sequence-specific DNA binding; DNA-binding transcription factor activity, RNA polymerase II-specific. The transcript has a single exon.
UGCAGCUUAGAGGUGGAUAAAGUUCGUCUCCACGUUGGAAGUGAUACAAAGUAUUAUCCCGGUUGAGACGCUGUUUUUACUUUUCGAGAAGGAAAACAAACAAGUAAGGUACGUGUCAUACGAGGAAACCAAACGCAAAACGCGGAAGAACAUUGUUUUUGUAUGCGACUGUGUGAUUCGCGGGAAAGGAAAGUUUUCUUGGGACAGUUGUCGAGAGUGAAACUUCAAAUAGGCCUGUUCUUCAACACUAUUUCAGCGAGGACAGCUGAGUCACGGGACAUAUGAAAAGAGACUUUUAAAAACAUAGUCUACGAAAGGUAGUAAAUCUAUGUCCAGAAAAAUGGAAACGACCUUCUACGAAGAGAACGCCUCCAGUGCGCAACGCGACGGGACAGGGGUGUUCGCAUUUAACCCCAAGACUCUCAAACAAACCAUGACACUGAAUCUGAACGACCCUAAAAACUUCAAGCCCCAGUUGAGCUCCAAAGCUCUGGACAUCCUGACGUCCCCGGACGUGGGCUUACUGAAGCUGGCCUCGCCUGAGCUCGAGAGGCUCAUCAUUCAGUCGUGUACCGGUUUGACUACACCCACCCCGACACAGUUCGUUUGUCCCAAGAACAUUACAGACGAACAGGAAGGAUUUGCCGAGGGCUUCGUAAAGGCGUUAGCAGAACUCCACUACCAGCAGUUACCAGCACCAGCCGCACACUCUGACGCGCAGCCCAGCGGUAAUAACAAUGUGGCAUCUGGCCCUUCUGUGUCCGAAAAUGGUGGAGCCCCUUUCAGCAGCACGGCACGCACGGAGCCACCAGAGUAUACUAAUUUAGGCGCAUUUGCGGGUGCCGUGGGCUCUACGUCCAAUGAGAAACUCUCUACAGGUUAUCCACUCGUCCAACCACCCCACAACCACAUGGACCACCAACUAGCGGCGGCUCACCACCCACGGCUCCACUCGCUCAAAGAGGAGCCUCAAACCGUCCCGGAGAUGUCCGGGGACACCCCUCCUCUCUCUCCCAUCGACAUGGAAACUCAAGAGCGAAUCAAAGCGGAGAGGAAACGCAUGAGGAACCGGGUAGCCGCGUCCAAAUGCCGGAAAAGGAAACUGGAGAGGAUCUCAAGACUGGAGGAGAGGGUCAAAAACCUAAAAACCCAAAAUACGGAAUUGGUUUCCUCUGCCAAUGUCCUGAGAGAUGAGCUGGCGUUACUCAAGCAGAAAGUUAUGGACCAUGUUAACAGUGGCUGCCAGCUUAUCCUCACUCAACAGCUCCAAGCUUACUAGAAAUAUCCAUGUGGCACUUGGGACCAAGCUUUGUAGACUGUUCACGUUUGUAUAUGGAUCUCUUUUUGUACAUGUUUUCUCAUCACUAUCUGCCCCAGACAAGGCCAAGACCUCAAGACAACGUUUAUGAAAAGUAACCCCACCAUGUUACAGGACAGGUGCUUUGUCUCAAGGGUGCACUUUAUGACACCCUUUUAGGCCACACAAAGAGACUGUCCCAGAUUGUAUUUGCUGAUAACGAUAACUGAACUUUACCCGCAUGAUCAUGCACUAAAGCUGUUAUUGCUUUUCAAUUUGAGCCUGCACUGAGUGUCCCACCAGCUACGUACAUUGACAGUAACACUAACAGUAAACACAUCACAGAGGACGUUAAUUGAUGUAGCAUUUAUUGACAACUGCCUUAUUUUCUUAAUAUUUGCAUACAAUUUUGUUAUAUGGGUGUAACUAACGUUAGACCUGCAAUAACACUUUUUAACAUUUCUACGUUGUAUUUUUUAGCACUUGUAAAUUAAUACAAUAAAUGUCUUCAGCGUAUAA